ACUCAGAUCAGUAUAGGAGAUGAUGUAGCCAGUAGUAUUCCCCAGAGGAGAGGGAGGAGUCCAGGUCACUGUGAUACUAGUGGGACCAUCCUGGACUGCUGUGACACCAGAGGGAGGCGAUGGACCUGCAGAAUGGUGGAGUCUCUGGUCCAAGUGACAGUGGUAGCAGGUCCACCAGUGGAGAUACAGCAUUGGUUGGAAUCUCACAACGAUAUAUACCAGUUGGUGAAGUGGCACUAUUUCUACGACGAAGGUCAUGUCUCAUAUUUCCCCCAAAUUCAUAAACAUCGCCAUCUCCACUACUGUUCUGCAGAGGAUCACCAUCAGGGAAAUACCACUGUCCACGAUGAAUACCUUCGCCACUUCUGCAACAUGUACUCAGAUCAGUACGACACUGAACGCUGUUUUUGUAACUUGUUUGAACCAUUCCGAGGUCUACAUAACCAUGGUUGGGUACAGCCAUAUUAUCCCCAAAGGAAAGACGAGGAAAGGCCUGACAGUCAAUCUCCAGACCACAGAGAAGACACAGAGCUAACAAAUAUCUCGAAUCCAUCGCGUAACAAUCCA
This is a messenger RNA of Geodia barretti, 567 nucleotides long. The record is from the annotation of a GenBank genome assembly. Lineage: Eukaryota; Metazoa; Porifera; Demospongiae; Tetractinellida; Geodiidae.